This is a messenger RNA of Marasmius oreades (fairy-ring Marasmius), 2296 nucleotides long. RefSeq lists its product as uncharacterized. The coding region runs from base 17 to 2296 and encodes 759 amino acids. The transcript has 3 exons. Lineage: Eukaryota; Fungi; Basidiomycota; Agaricomycetes; Agaricales; Marasmiaceae. The record is from RefSeq and is a predicted model, not a curated record.
GCCUCCUCCACUAGCCAUGAAUCACCCAUCCCUUCACUGCUGCCUUGUCACUCUGUCCAUCCUCGUAGCCUUUUCUCUUUUAAUUUCGAUCACGUUAGAAUCCAGGAGACUACUACUCUCUGCAACACAGAUAUUCUCUGGACCACCUAUCAACGUAAACACUCAAGUUCAGGUAGCUUCACGAUCUGAGAACGUUUUCAGCACUCUUUCACAACCCACACUGGCCGUUGUUAUUCCCCUCAAUUCAUAUGGUCUAUCUGACCUUCGAAAUGCCCUUUCUUUCUUUGGAUCUCCAUCUGUUCGCCAAGUUCUCUUGCUCUGCCCAGAAUCAAUAUCUCUCGAAGUGGAACACAGUCUGAGGGAUCUCAUACUGUCCGAAAAAUCUUCUCACCAUGCUGUUUAUUCGAUAAUACCACGGAGAAAUUCAGAUAGUCUUGUCGCCGCCGUAUUUGAAUCGCUGUCUUCAUCUAACAGUGAUUGGAUCCUCGUAACAGACGAACGAGGAUUAGAGGAUAUCGAUCCAACUUCUCAAGAACUACUACUUCACCCAACGUCUUUGGUUUAUCCUAAGGGGCCGCGUGGAAUACGUCUCUCUUCGACUGAAUUCCUCUGCUUGUCGCCUUCAUCCUCAAUUCAAACUGCUUCGUACCUCGUACCGCCCUUCGUAAUGCCGACCAAUGUGGUACGGGGCCUUGGAGGCAAUCCGCAGACUUGGCAGGAGUUUGGUGAGAUUGUGUCCAAGUGCAUGUUCGGUGAAUUCGGUGGUCUUGUUUUUCCUCUACAUGAUUCGGACACCCGAGAAAACCAAGACUGGUGCAAUCUCAAUGACUCCGGGGCUCGGUCGUCUCACAUAUCGAAUAUUUCGUCAAAUGAAAUACUUGUCGAAGACAUUGGAAGGGAUCAGCCUGUGCUAUCGGAGCGCCUCACCAACGUCUUCAUCACGAUAUUUUCGACGCUUGAGGAACUACGCCUGUUUGCACCGGUCAUUUGUUCUCUGCAAUCCAAUGGAACGAAAGUACACAACCUCCUUGAUACUCGUUCUGGGCUAUCAUAUGACCGUAUGCGCACUGGUUCCUGUGUACUUGAGUUCAAGAGUCUGAUGUCUGUUGAUAUUCAUUCCGGGUUCGAUCCUAACUCUACCGUUCUUAUCACUCUGGCUGAGAUGGAUCACCGUAUACAUGGUGCCACUAACAUCCAUAUAUCUCGAAAAGAUCUACCGUAUUGUUCAUGGAUGGCCUCGUUGACAGAAGCAGAGUGGCGUGAUUGGCAUCGACCACGCCUUACCAUAAGCGUUAUCACGAAAGAUAGGCCCAGCUCCUUGGCACGAUUACUUUCAUCUAUCUCCAGCGGAUUAUUCUUUGGUGAUAGCAUCGAUAUGCGUAUACACCUAGAGCAGUCGGCCGACUAUGAAACAACGCAAGUGGUCAAACGUUUCUCGUGGCGUCACGGUAGCCUGUUCGUACACCAUCGUAUCAUUCACGGCGGUCUACUUCCUGCUGUUGUGGAGUCCUGGUACCCCCAUACCAAUGACUCCUAUGGACUACUUCUAGAAGACGAUGUCGAACUAUCGCCAUUAUUUUAUCCGUGGAUCAAGAUGUCACUUCUACGUUACCGGUAUGGCGAAUCCAUCGGGAAAUACCCCAACUUAUUUGGUAUAAGUCUCUACCAACAAAAAAGUAUAGAGCUUCAUCCAGACGGCCGCAGAUCAUUCAACGCGUCGCAUAUUUUCCUUGAAAACGAUAUUCCGAAGUUUAGCCCCUACUUUUCACAGAUCCCUUGCAGUUGGGGUGCUGUCUACUUCCCAGAACACUGGAGCGAGUUUCACGACUACCUCGCCAUCCGUUUCUCUGAAAUAACAUUCAAACUCGACAACAUCGUAGUCCCCGACGUCCGUUCAAACCGUUGGACUAAGUCAUGGAAAAAGUUUUUCAUUGAACUUGUCUUCCUUCGCGCCUAUGUAAUGCUUUAUCCCAAUUUUCCUGAUUACAUUUCUCUGUCGACGAACCAUCUCGAAGUCGGAUCACAUGUUAAACUACGCACCAAGGCAAAGCAAGAAGCAUUCUCUGUGCCUUUGAUGCAGCUUCCUGUGAAUGGCAAGCAAAUACUUCAAAUUCUAGAUCUUCCUGGAGGAACUCUUCCUGUUGCCCCUCCGGUUCUUAAUCUCACAGGAUUCCUUUCAACGAUCGAUGCACUGACCGCAGUUGGAGCUUCACGCCGAACUGAAAUGCUCAAAUGCGAUAUGGACGUGCGUAGCUCACCCCCAUUUGACGCAAGGACUUUGUUAUGUCUGUCCUGA